Molecule: messenger RNA, 873 nt
Organism: Penicillium angulare
Lineage: Eukaryota; Fungi; Ascomycota; Eurotiomycetes; Eurotiales; Aspergillaceae
Exons: 2
Coding region: 1-873 (290 amino acids)
Source: RefSeq, a predicted model, not a curated record
AUGCCUAGCGCUUCAGUCACCAAUGGGUGGACCUUUACCAACGUUGGACCUUUGACCACUACUUUCACACCAGCUCCAACCUGUACCAAUAAUAUUUAUAUUGGAACAACGAGCCCGGAAGCUCGCCUCGGCGCACGCGUGGAGUGUUCAACCUAUGACGCUUCUGGAUGUACGCCGUCAGGCAUCAUAACAGCUACGGGUGCUACUACCACAUUUGACGUCAAUUGGCCGUGGCAGGGAUAUUACUACUCUCCGGGUAUUUAUUGCCCUUCUGGAUGGAACACAGUUGGUGUCGCUGCACGGGGUGCAAACAAGACCAUGAGUUCGUCUGGGAUUAUGAGUAUGAGUAUGGGCGGGGAGGAUUACGAGAUCGGCGCGUUCAUGUUAGCCGACAUCCUGGAUCCGAGCGAGACCCUUGCGCUAUGUUGUCCAAGUGGCAUGAAAGGAGACUGGGGAAUGGGUGCUUGUUGGUCUGCCAUGCCAAACUACACCCCUACCUCAGCCUGUGAAGUGUAUGAAGCUGCCGAUAAUUUCAAAACCAUCACCAAGACAUUUACCGAUGCCACUACUACGGUCACAGACGAAUUUGGAGUCGAGACCGCCUUAGUACCUACAAGUACCCGAAUUAUUACUCUCGCAGGAGACACCCAGUUUUCCAGCUUUGUCGCAAUGUCUGCUGAGGCUAUGGUUACUCUUGUGUACCAGAAGUCUGACAUCGAAGCAGCCACAAGCACCGGGGCCGAAGCUGCUGCCACUAGCUCAAAUGCCGCGGGAAGAUUAAAUGUAGCCCACCCUGCAUUCGAUGGAUUGGGUAUGAUUGUCGGUGUUUGUAUUUCUGCAAUGGCCUUGGGUGCAGCAAUCAUGCUCCAAUGA